UAAUAUAUAUGUAAAGAAGUUCAUUUGACUUAAGUCUAAUUUAAAUGCAAGCAAGUUCCAAAGACAUGAUUAAAGCCAACUGCAAAGAGGAUUUGCUGCAUCAGCCGGAUUACAAAUGCUGCUCGAGUCCAUAAUAAGAAAGACCCUACAACAAGAGAGAGAGAGAGAGAGAGGAAGUGGAAUAAAGCAGCUGCUCAGGGCGAAAAAUCGAUACGUGAAACAGCAAAAGUAGAAGAAGAAGAAGCAGCAGCUGCAGAAGCAGAAGUCGCAGUCGCAGUCGCAGCUGUCGCGGCAGCAGUCGCAACAGCAACGUCGACGUCAACGGUGUAAAACGCUUAUUAAAUGACUGCUAAAAAUAGCACUAAACAACCACAACAACAAUAACAACAACUAGAACAGCAGCAAUAAUUAGAUAAAGCGCAACUGAGCGAAAUUAAACGAAAGUAAAGCAUAAAGCGCAAUAAUGGUGGAUGCAAAGCCGCCGCCCGCGCGAACAACGACGCCUGGUACGCCGCCGGCUGCGUUUGCCGGCGAGAGAUCGAAAAUCAAACUGUUCAUGGAACGAACGCCGAGUAUCGGUGCGCUCAAGUCCAAAUUUCUGACAGUGUUGGGCAACAGCAAUGAACUGCUCAAUGGCAUAUCAAACAAGUUGACGAUGAGCAGCAGCAGUAGCGAUUCGGAUUAUUGCGAUGACGACGAUGAGGACUUGCCGAAGUAUGAUGAGACAAUUGACUACACGAAGAUCGAUUUUGAGGCGCGUCGCGUGAAAGCUCGUCGUGCACACGAAGAGAUCAUCUCGGGUCGCUACAGGCAGCCCAAUUUGGCGCCGCGUCCACGCUUGGAGCAUGCGCGCAGUCGCCAUGCGAACAAACUGCGCUCCAGUUCGCCUUCAUCUUCGAGCAGCGGCGGUGGCGGCAGCAGCAGCGAUGACAGCAGUUCGCUUUCGCUGCCCGAGCCGACGCCGGCUCGAUCGCAUGACGUCAGCAGCACGACGCACUCGAAUUCGCUGGAAUUCGAGUCGAGGCACUCGGGCGGCUACGAGCGGCAUCGGGCCAUCGCGGGAGCCCGACGCAGCGAUCUGGACAUGCAGAAGGAUGUGCAGCGCAUUGGGGAGCUGCUCGAGGCGACGGCGAUGCCGCCACAAAUCGAUGUGCAACCACCCACAGAGACGGGUGCCGUGCCACCCGCCCGCCAGCCGUGGGGCAACUCGAUACGUGUUGCGGCAAGGAGUCGCGCCUCGAACAGCAGCACGCUGACCAGCCUGCGGGACGAGCUGCCCGAUCAGCUGCAGGCCAGUCCCAGCAUGGAGUCGAGUGAUUGGCGCCAUUUCAUACGCUCCGAGUCACAGAACUCGGUUCCCUCGUGGGCAUCCUCGAUUAGCUUGGAUUGUCGCGCCGGCGAGGAACCCGUCAAGGAGUUCAUGAAACAUUUCACACAGCUUCUCUUCAACAAUUCAUCGGCUCUCAAUCUGGAGCUCAAGUCAGAGUUUGGCGUCCUGCUCCGCUUGGAGAUUGGGCGACUCUGGUUCACCAGGUUUCUCAGCGAGCAGCGCAACAAGUCGAAGCGUCUCGAAACCUUAACCUUCAAUGCUUUAGUCCAAUACUUUGCCCUGGCCCUCUUCGAGUGUGGCGAGUGCGAGGACUAUGCUCCAGCGGCGAUCCUCAUGAAUCUCUGCUUCUUGUUCUAUCAUGAAGUUGAAGUUCCUGGCUGCGAUGCGUAUCGCGAGUAUCUGUUUAUAUUGUUGCGCCAACAGCCGUUGUGGCAGCAGCCGCGCUUCUGGAACGCCAUCUUCGUCGACUCCAUGCAGGCGGAGCGGGAGCAUCGGCUUAGUUCGCUGCUGCGACGCCAGCAGCGACGGCAGGCGAAGCAGCAGCAGCGCCUUGACGCAGCAGCAGCAACAGCAGCAGGGGCAGGAGCAGAGGCAGCAACUGCUGUCGCUCGCAAACAUGGCAUUGAUUCAUCCUCCAGCUCCUCGCAUCAUGCAGGCGCUGCAGCUGCAACUGUAGCGGCAACCACACCGUUGACGACGACGGCGACACCGGCAACAAAUAAACGCAAGACGAGCAAAUGCAGUUUGGGGCAGGCACAGCCGCAAUCGGCCAAGGAACAGGAGGAUAUUGCAUUUCGGCAAUUGGGUGCAUUCACGUGCAACAUGCACUCCCUGGGCACCAGCCAAGCAGUGUGCCUCGAAUUUCUAAAGAAACAUGUUGUGGCCCUCAAUCUCUCCAAGGACAAAGCCAAGCUGGUCAGGGACAAUAUUUAUCGUAUGUAUCAUGAGACGGAACUGUGGGGCGCUCGGCAGACUUAAAGUGUGUGUGUGUGUUGUGCGUGUGUUGUUGUGUUGUCCGUGUGUGUGUGUGCCUUGUGCGAUGACUUGUCUAACAUAGCAAUGCCUAAGAUGGUUUAAAUGCCCCUCUCCCCCCAGCACUAAUAGUUUAACUAUCUAAAUAUUUCAAAUUUCGUCUCAACUAAAUUUAACUUUUUGACUUUAACAGAGCACUAAAAACAUUAAUGUUUAAACUAAUCUUGAUGUAAUAUUGUACUCGUAUGUAGUUCGAAUUUUUACUCGCAUUGUUGACUAAAUUGAAACCGAAGGUAAAUACAAUAUAUUUACAUAAAUCAUACGAUGUGUGUAUGUAUAUUUA
Drosophila grimshawi is the source of this 2645-nucleotide messenger RNA. RefSeq lists its product as uncharacterized. NCBI's taxonomy places the organism in Eukaryota, Metazoa, Arthropoda, Insecta, Diptera, Drosophilidae. The transcript is spliced from 7 exons. The record is from RefSeq and is a predicted model, not a curated record. The coding region runs from base 464 to 2308 and encodes 614 amino acids.